Phycomyces blakesleeanus NRRL 1555(-) is the source of this 746-nucleotide messenger RNA. RefSeq lists its product as hypothetical. The record is from RefSeq and is a predicted model, not a curated record. NCBI's taxonomy places the organism in Eukaryota, Fungi, Mucoromycota, Mucoromycetes, Mucorales, Phycomycetaceae. The transcript has 3 exons. The coding region runs from base 60 to 287 and encodes 75 amino acids.
CUGGUUUUUCCAUACCAAAUAGCCCGAUGGGUCUUGAGGUGGACUAUAGAUCACAUGUAAUGGUGGUGGUGCUGGCGCUGAUGCUGGCGCUGGUGGCGACCAUAUUGGAGGAGAACGAAAAGAUUCUUGAGUUUGAAAAGCGCCAUUCGAAGGAUUUGGUGCAGACAAUUGCUGUCCCCACCAUGAUUUUCUUGUACUUGUGGCCCAAGAAGGCUUUUCUGUGUUACUAUUCAGACUAUGCGAGGGUUCCGGGGGCGGAGUGGUGCGCCGAGAAACAGCCGGUUUAAUUAAAGCGUCAAUAGGAUUAGUAUUGAAGCGGGGCACUGGUGCUCCCAAAAAGAUCAAAUCGCGGGUGAUUUGCCUGCCAUUUUGGGCAUGGGCAAUUAACCGAAGCAUUGCAUAGAACUCGAUCUCGCUCAGGCCGCCCACAGCAUCCUGGAACAAUUGAAGUAUCUCUUCUAGCUUCUUGUCUGGUAGGCCGCAGUCACCCAGAAAUACAAGUGCAGUUUUAUUUUCAAGUUUACCGAGUCCAAAAGGGUCCAAGUCUUUCCACCAUGAUCUAUACGCUUUCUGUUCUCUUUCUGAUAAUUCACUGAGAUUAAUCGAUGGUGGUCCACAAGGCUCCUCAUCUGCUAAUGGGGGCUGAGUAAGAUUCGAAUGGCGUUUAACAAAUUGCUGUGAUCGUCGUUCCUCGACGUCUUUGGUGCGUAAAAAGGUGCUUUUUAGUUUCUGCAUUGUAGAUGUUG